UAUCAGAUUUUUUUUGUUUAUUUCCAGAAGAGUUUUUUUUAUUCUGAUAAAGAUCCAUUUUCUUGUACAGACACCCCUAUUUUCUUUAUAAUUAUUACACCCGACCUGUCUAUGUAACAGGCGCAUGAAAGCCAGAGAAUAAAUAUUUGAAUAAAAUCAUUCUCAUAUUCAGAUUUUUUGUUCUUGCGAUUAAAAGAAAUGUCAGUCGCUUUUUCAUCAACACGACCGAGAGGAAAAGGUGAAGUGACCCAACAGACCAUACAGAAGAUGCUGGAUGAAAACCACUAUCUGAUUCAGUGCAUUAUGGACUAUCAGAGCAAAGGAAAAACUGCAGAGUGCACACAGUAUCAGCAGAUUUUACACAGAAACCUGGUUUACUUGGCCACAAUCGCAGACUCCAACCAAAACAUGCAGUCCCUCUUACCUGCGCCUCCAAACCCCGGGAUGAGUAUGGGCGGAGGUGUGAUGGGAGGGAGCAGUGCAGGAGGAUCUCUACACUCUCAGAGUAACCUUAAUGACGGCAUGCCUUCUUCCUCACUAAUGCAGAGUCAGAUGAGUAAUGGACCGAGUCACACCCCCAUGCAGCAGCAGCAGCAGUCCGGCACUUCCACCUCGUCCAUGAGCUCCGGGUCGAGCUUCACUCAUUCAGUGCCCUCAUCUUUAUCGUCACAGGGCACAGCACUGUACCCGUCCUCCCGCACCAACCUCAACAUACAGGCCAGCCAAGUCUCUAUGAUGCAUCAACAAAGUUCAGGACCUCAUUACUCCUCUUCUGGAGGUCAGCAGUAUCAGGGGCAGCAGUCCAUGGGCAUGAUGGGACAAAGUAAUCAAGGCAACAGUAUGGUCUCACAGAGGCCUCUGUAUCGUCCUGCUCAGCAAGGAUCACAGUACAUGGGUCAGGAGGAGUUCUACGGAGAGCAGUACGGACACACUCCGAGCUCCAGCGAACCUAUAAAUCAGCAGUAUUACCCUGAUGGUCACAGUGAGUACUCAUAUCAGCAGUCUUCUUACGGAGAGCAGAGUUAUGAGAGAUCAUUUGAAGACUCAUCGCAGCACUAUUAUGAAGGCGGAAACUCUCAGUAUAGCCAACAGCAGUCACAAUAUCAGCAGAGCUCAGGUCAGCAGCAGACAUUCAACCAACAGCAGUACCAAUCACAGCCGGGAUACAGCAACCAAGGACAGGGUUACGGUCCAGGACAGGGAGCUCCAUCUCAGUACUCGCAGUAUCAGCAGGGUCAGAGUCAGCAGUAUUCCUCAUAUCGAUCCACACAGUCUACACCUGGCCCUCAAACACAGAGAUCUUAUACUUACGAACAGGGUCAGUAUGGAAACUACCAGCAGUAACGAUACGCUGCCAUGUUGACCAUACGGCAAACCAAUCAAAUGAACAGGAUCGCAAACGCCGCACUGUUCUGUCGUCCUGAUCAAUGAGAGAAUUGGUUUGUCCAAAAAUAUUCUAGCUUCCACCUUCUUAUGCAGAUUGAGAUCGGAAACCACUCUCACUGUCUGUCUAUUUAACAGUUAAAUAUCCCGGCUACUUUCUUUCACCUACCUCCUCUUCAUUUCUCACAGGGAUUUAGAGCUUCUAUCUCUGUACAGAGAUAAAGGUAUAUAUCAGACAGAAGAAAACCGACUAACAAAUUCUAACGAAUACAUUCAGUAUCUGUUUAUAUGAAGUGUGUAAAAUAAGUGUGUGAAAACAUUCCUAGUGUCCAUCAGAUGUUACGUGUUACAUGUUAAAGGUGCAGGAGUUUUCUAGUUUUGCGUACUGUUAGCAACAACUCGGUAUGGGUUUUUCUAUUUUUUCUCUAUUUAAUUCUUUCUAUUUUUAUAGCUGUUUUUACAGUUUACAAAAGAAGUAGUUUAAGAAGGUUUACCGAACCCAACAUUCUCCAACAAAUAGCAACAUUCACAAUCACACACCAAGCUCCACUAAACACCAGUAUUCUCCAACAUACAACCUUCAAAACCAAUACUAUUAAAUGGCAACAAUGCACCAAUAUCUAUCAAACACUAACAUUUACCAUCCAACACCAUUAAACACCAAUAUUUAC
Tachysurus vachellii is the source of this 2054-nucleotide messenger RNA. RefSeq names its product calcium-responsive transactivator-like. The record is from RefSeq and is a predicted model, not a curated record. Gene Ontology annotation, molecular function: transcription coactivator activity. Gene Ontology annotation, biological process: positive regulation of dendrite morphogenesis; positive regulation of transcription by RNA polymerase II. Lineage: Eukaryota; Metazoa; Chordata; Actinopteri; Siluriformes; Bagridae. Gene Ontology annotation, cellular component: nucleus. The transcript has 11 exons. Bases 199 to 1344 code for a protein of 381 amino acids.